AUGGAUUCUACUAGCUCCAACUCCAGCUCGAAGCGCUCAACUCUAACGCAUACUACGACAAAGACCGGAGAAAGCAGAACUGUAUACGACCCAGACCUUGAAGUUCAUCUAAUCGACCAUGGUAUCUUCCCACCAUCUGCCCUCUACCCAGACGGUACGGAGCUAUCUAAGCCGGAGAAUCUUGCCGAAAUACAAAGACAUUUACGCGUCCCUCACCCGUCUCUGGCCUUAUCCGAAGAUUCUCUGAGAAAGAAAUAUAAAGAAACCACCAUCGCUAAUAACAGGGCCAUCGAUAAGCAGAUGGUAAUCAUAAACGUUCUUUCGAUUCUUGACGGCCCGCAAUACUCGUUAUCCUUUCACGCUGGCGGCAAUCACCUAUUCACCAACCUUGCGCCUCUGACAGACGGCACCCUCGCCAACGCUAAACCUGAUUUCUACGACGGCGCACCGCCUAUCCAGCUCAAUCUUCGUACCCGCGAACAGCUCAGUGACCAGAUCACCCCGACCCGUCGGAGUGACCGGGAUCGCCCUAUUGCGCCUACUUUCUUCGUCGAGGUUAACGGCAAAGAUGGCUCGCCUGCCGCGCUAAGUCUCCAGGCCUUGUAUGAUGGCGCGCUGGGCGCUCGAGCCAUGCAUUCCCUGCAGCGAUAUGGGAAUGCGCACGAGGAGCGCGAUCGACUACACGAUUGCGAUGGCUCCGGCCCUGCCCAUGCCCAUGCCCAUGCCCAUCCUAACACUCACACUCACGAUUCCGAUCGUGAACGUGACCCCGAUUACGACAAUCACGCCUACACAAUGACAUGUACAUUCCAAGCCGGGACUCUAGGCAUCUACGUGACCCAUCCUACCCGGGCCCCGAGCAACGCGGACCCAGCCCGUCAGACGGAUUAUGUGAUGACCCAGGUCGGGCAUUACUCGUUAAUCGGGAGUCCGGAGUCGUACCAACAGGGUCUAACCGCGUAUCGCAAUAGCAGGGAGCUGGCGAAGAAAUAUCGGGAUGAGUUUGUUAGGCGGGCGAAUGAGCGGUGUGCAGCUGAGUAUUUUCAGGGUCGGGUUCAGGAUGCUGAUAAUGCUGAUGAAUCUGGACGGGGGGGGGGGGGGAGGGUGUAG
This is a messenger RNA of Aspergillus melleus, 1110 nucleotides long. RefSeq lists its product as uncharacterized. The record is from RefSeq and is a predicted model, not a curated record. The transcript has a single exon. Bases 1 to 1110 code for a protein of 369 amino acids. Lineage: Eukaryota; Fungi; Ascomycota; Eurotiomycetes; Eurotiales; Aspergillaceae.